Nanorana parkeri is the source of this 1237-nucleotide messenger RNA. RefSeq names its product insulin like growth factor 1 (gene IGF1). The record is from RefSeq and is a predicted model, not a curated record. The transcript has 4 exons. Gene Ontology annotation, molecular function: hormone activity; growth factor activity. Bases 264 to 725 code for a protein of 153 amino acids. Gene Ontology annotation, cellular component: extracellular region. NCBI's taxonomy places the organism in Eukaryota, Metazoa, Chordata, Amphibia, Anura, Dicroglossidae.
GAGUGAAAACAACUGUUCUCCCAGCUGUUUCCUGUCUACAGUGUCUGUGUAAAUGUAGAUAAAUGUGAGGAUUUUCUUUAAAUCCUUCUUCUGUUUGCUAAAUCUGACUGUCACUGCUAAAAUCAGAGCAGAUCCUACGCAAUGGAGUAAAGUCCUCAAUUUCAAAUGUGACAUAGCUCUGAAUAUCUCUGUGGAUUUCCUUUUUUUUUUUCUUGUUAUCUCAGCUAACAAUCUCAUUUGCAGACCCUGUACUUAAAGAAGCCAUGGAAAAAAACAACUGUCUCUCAACACAAUUAUUUAAGUGCUACUUUUGUGAUAUCUUAAAGGUUAGGAUGCACACAAUGACCUACAUGCAUCUCUUUUACUUGGGCUUAUGUCUACUCACUCUAACCCAAUCAGCAGCUGCUGGCCAAGAAACCCUCUGUGGUGCUGAGUUAGUGGAUGCUCUGCAGUUUGUUUGUGGAGACAGAGGCUUCUUUUUCAGCAAGCCAGUAGGGUAUGGAUAUAGCAGUCGACGUUCUCAUCACAGAGGAAUAGUGGAUGAAUGCUGCUUUCAAAGCUGUGAUUUGAGGAGGCUAGAGAUGUACUGUGCUCCUGCCAAGCCAGCAAAGUCUGCACGAUCUGUACGUGCUCAGCGUCACACUGAUAUGCCAAAAGCCCAGAAGGAAGUACAUCAGAAGAAUGCAAGUAGAGGAAACACAGGGAGCCGAAGCUUCAGGAUGUAGAUGCUGAUGCUGCUCAAAGUCUUCAAGAAUGAAUGUGGCAUGUGCAGGAUGUAUUACUGAAAAGUAAAGUCAAACAGGGAAAGACAUCACUUCUCUCAACCAAUGGGCAUUCAUCCUCUGAACAAUGCAAAUCCACGUGCCACUGAUACGCAUUCCAAUCAGAAGCAUAACAACUCGCAUAACUGAUCUAUUGCUCUGUAAUCUUUCACCUGUUAAACAUGUCCUGCGCAAGCAUUUUUUUAAUAGCCUGUGUCCCCUAGAGGUCCAGAAAUAAAUGGCCUUCUCGAUUGCACUAAAAUUAAUUAAUGUUUUGUGGGUACUGGAGGCAUGACCCAGACUUGUCUGAGAGUUCCUUAUAUUUGCACUUCUCUACCUGGGCUGUUUAGUAUCCAGUGUCCUAUAACAUUGUUUGCCUGCCCAUCUGUAUUUGCACAGUUUUGCUUUUCAUUAGCAGUAGCAACAAAUAAUUAUUUUUCUUGUUCUAAUUUUGCUGAAUCCAAACAAUCAGUUGG